AUGACAGAUGCGGAGUUCGAAGAAAUCGCGAUUCCGAGGACAUUAAUCCGCAUGGAACAAAUGAGUAUUACAAGGAAAGCAGUUGCGCAGUCCAGCAGUUUAUCCCGUAAUGCUGCAUACAGUGGGACGCCAAGAAGAAACCCUCCUCGUGAAGCUCACGGGAACCAUGGCACGCCUCGCAACAUCUUCCCGUCCACACCUGGGAAAGGUAUCGCUACUCCAAGUAGAGUUGUCGCUCCGCCAAGGACUCCGCAUCGCGCCAUCCCAUUUUCAGAAGCCGAAAAAAAUCCUGACCAAAAGUUGAAGCACGCGGAUGAGCUUAGAAAUAAAGCAUUGGAAGAAAAGCGAGAGAAGGCUCGAAAAGCGGAAGAGAAUCGAGCAGCGGUUCUGCAACGGAAGCAAGAGUUGGAUCGAAUUCGAAUGGAGAAACUGGAUGGAAUAAAAAAGAAGGACGAACGUGUCGCGACCUUUCAGAAAAACAUGAAGGACCAUCAUAAGUCACCCACAAGAACCCGCGUGAAUCCUGAAGCAAGGACUCCUGUGGCAAUGAAACAAUCCGCUAGGAAAGUGUUUCCAACAACUUCAGACGCAGCAACACCGGGUAGGGGUCCAGCUAAGAAAGGACGCAUUGAAGUGUUCGGAGCUGAGAAGGAAGGAGUCACGGUUGCCCAAGCAACUGUCCAAAUUUCGCCGUCACGUGAUCCCCUGAGAAACUCAAAUCGUCAAGUAAAAGGAGAGCAGAUGGAAUCAGAAGGAAUCGUGCCAGUCAAACAACCGAAGCCAAGAUUGAAGGCGAAGCGUUCACAACCAACUCACACCGUCCCCUCGUCUUCUAAGUCUACAGCGGAGGAUGACGGGGCGGCUGUGCUGAAAGCAGAACAAGAACAAUAUCUUAUAAAACAAGCAGCCGAUGCAAAAGUUCGAGCUGAAGAGCAACGAUUCCUACAGGAGAAGACAGCUGCCGAAUUAAGAGCUCGAGCAGAAGAACAGCGGCUCCAGCAAGAGAAAAAGGCUGCCGAAGAGAAAGCAGAAGCACGUCGAAAGAGAGCUGAAGAAGAGAAGUCCCGGUUAUUAGAAGCUCAAAGAGAAGAAGAGGAGAGACUUCGAAAGCAGCAAGCCAGAGAAGACGCCGAACUUCAAGCAACACUUGCCAAGCAAGCUGAGAAGAAGGCCAAGCUAGAAGCUCAAGGCAAGGAGCCACCUUCAACCGCUUAUCAAAUGACUCCGCCACGCACGUACCAAGCAAAUUCGAAGAAUGACUACGGACUAAAUGAUCUGAACAGUGACGAUGAAACAGAUCAAGAAGACGAUCCGCGUAAGGAAGUUCCUCCGUGGGCGGAUUUUGUGAUUGUCCGGCAAAACGUUCGUCGUCAAGUCAAAAAUCCACCGUUUGACAUCGCUGAAUUUUUCGGAGUAAUUGAGAAGCCAAAUCUGAAAGAAAUUUUCGGUGACACUGUCAAAAUGAAGAAACGUGGUUCCUCGGCGGUCUGGAGAUCCCCAGCGGGACCUGGGAAUGUGUCUCGUACACCACUCGAAGAAAUCGUAGAAUGA
Caenorhabditis briggsae is the source of this 1551-nucleotide messenger RNA. RefSeq names its product Protein CBR-ICP-1 (gene Cbr-icp-1). Gene Ontology annotation, biological process: metaphase chromosome alignment; meiotic spindle midzone assembly; positive regulation of protein serine/threonine kinase activity. The transcript has 3 exons. Gene Ontology annotation, molecular function: protein serine/threonine kinase activator activity. The record is from RefSeq and is a predicted model, not a curated record. The coding region runs from base 1 to 1551 and encodes 516 amino acids. Gene Ontology annotation, cellular component: meiotic spindle midzone; kinetochore; nucleus. Lineage: Eukaryota; Metazoa; Nematoda; Chromadorea; Rhabditida; Rhabditidae.